This is a messenger RNA of Apiotrichum porosum, 309 nucleotides long. RefSeq lists its product as uncharacterized. The coding region runs from base 1 to 309 and encodes 102 amino acids. Lineage: Eukaryota; Fungi; Basidiomycota; Tremellomycetes; Trichosporonales; Trichosporonaceae. The transcript has a single exon. The record is from RefSeq and is a predicted model, not a curated record.
AUGCUCUCUCCCCAAUAUUCCCAAACGUUAUCCCUGGAGAGGACAUUCGCUGCCAGCGGGACAGGUGUCAAGACACGUUCCAAAGAACGAUUCGACCACAUCUUUGACCAACUCAACUUGCGGGAGAAGACUGCCCUAUUGGAGAACUCGUCGAGGAUAGGCCGUGCGUGGCUGGCAACUCUACCACUUUAUCCCAGCCUACGCUCGACCGAUACCAAUGUGACGGUCGGUCUUCUCUACCGUACCCUCAUUUUCGGACACGGCCCACCAUGCCAAUUUGGCCAUUCCGGGCACGGCGGGUCGAAAUGA